Messenger RNA from Lutra lutra (Eurasian river otter), 3775 nucleotides. Its product is annotated as zinc finger protein 28 homolog. Gene Ontology annotation, molecular function: RNA polymerase II cis-regulatory region sequence-specific DNA binding; DNA-binding transcription repressor activity, RNA polymerase II-specific. The transcript is spliced from 8 exons. Lineage: Eukaryota; Metazoa; Chordata; Mammalia; Carnivora; Mustelidae. The record is from RefSeq and is a predicted model, not a curated record. The coding region runs from base 387 to 2999 and encodes 870 amino acids. Gene Ontology annotation, biological process: negative regulation of transcription by RNA polymerase II.
GGCGCUGUCUGUCCGUCGGGAGGCCUGUACUUCCGGUCAGGCUCUGGCCGGGUGUCCACAGCUACUCGGAGGCAGCGGUCCCGAAGAGCCGGAGGCGGCCGGCCCUUAAGGGAGACGGCGGACGUUGUGUGGGCCCGGGGAGGGUCGGCGCAUUGAGGCCUCCGCUCCGCUCAGUCCUGCCGCCGCCCUGGCCGGGACUACGCUUCCCAGGGGGCGUUGCGGUGGCCGACCACGCCCACUUCCGGUGGCGGCCCCGGGCCCUGGUUCAGGCGGCUGGCGGGGUCGGGGGCUCGGCGGCCGCGGUGGGCGCGGCGCGGGGCGGGGCCCGCUGGACGCUGGGCGCGCCCGCGGUGGGUCGGGGGAACGAGCCCGCUCGCCGCGCCGAAAUGCAGGGGGCGGCGAGUGCGGGCAGGGGCGCGCCGGCCCGCGGGCGGGGGUCCCCACCGCGGCGCGGCGCUCCCCGCACAAAGCCCGGCGGGGGCCGAGGCCGGACUGCGGGGACCCCGGCUGCCUUCGCCCGCCCUGGCCGGGGAAGGCCGCGCGGGAGGAAUGGCUCCCCAUCCAGAGGCCAGCGAGGAGCGGUGAUCGCGGAGCCUGAGAACCGAGCUCUUCCUUCCAGGGACACUGCCCUUCUCCAGGAGAAGAGGCAGAAGCAGGAGGCAGCAGGGACAAGAGCGGAACUGAGAGCCAUGUCUCAGAGCUUGGUGACAUUUGGGGAUGUGGCUGUAGACUUCUCCCGGGAGGAGUGGGAGUGGCUGAGCUCUGCUCAGAGGACUCUGUACCGGACCGUGAUGCUGGAGAACUACAGGAACCUGGUGUCGCUGGGACUUUGCAUUUCUAAGCCCGAUAUGAUCUCCUCGUUGGAACAGAGGAAAGAGCCCUGGAUGGCGAAGAGAAAGUUGACAAGAGGCCGGUGUCCAGAUUUGAAGAUUGUCCCGGAGAUCAAGGAGUUGCCUGCAAAGAAGGACAUCACUAAAGAGAAGUUACCCCAGGCAGUGAUAAUGGGGAGACUCACAAACUACAGUCUGGAAUGUUCCAUUUUAGGGGAAAACUGGGAUUAUGGUGCCCUGUUUGAGAGGCAGCCGGGCCUGGUGGCCAUCGCGAAUGUGGCUGUAGACUUCUCCCCGCAGCUGGACCCAGCUCGGAAGAGCGUCUGUAAGAAUGUGAGAUGGGAAAGCCAUGGUGACCUGGGGUCAGUAGGACCCUGUGUUCCUAAGCCCGAUUUGGUCUCUCUGCUGGAGCAGGGGAGGGAGCCAUGGAUGGUGCGAACAGAGCUGACCAGGGGCCUGUGCCCAGGCCAACAAUCUAUAUGUGAGACCCAGGAAUUAUUUCCAAAGCAAGAUUCAUUUGCUGAGGUAACCGACAGAACUUCAAACCCAAAUGUGGAAUGUUCCACUUUUAGAGGAAAUUGGGAUUCCAAGGGUGUGUUCGAAAGGAAGCUGGUAGGUCGGGAGACACAAUUCAGGCAAGAGGCAAUCACUCAUAACAAAACCCUCUCUAAGGAAAGAGAACGUACUCUUAAUAAAUCUGGGAGAUGGUUUCAUUUGGACAUUUCAGAAGAGAGAGUUCAUAAUCGUGACUCAGUUAAGAAAAAUUUGCCCAAAAAUUCAGUGGUAAUAAAACAUACAGGAAUCUAUGCAGGAAAAAAACUUUUCAAAUGUAAUGAAUGUAAGAAAACUUUUACCCAGAGCUCAUCCCUUACUGUUCAUCAGAGAAUUCAUACUGGGGAGAAACCCUAUAAAUGUAACGAAUGUGGGAAGGCCUUCAGUGAUGGCUCAUCCUUUGCUAGACAUCAAAGAUGUCACACUGGCAAGAAGCCUUAUGAAUGUAUCGAAUGUGGGAAAGCUUUCAUACAGAACACAUCCCUUAUCCGUCACUGGAGAUAUUACCACACUGGGGAGAAACCCUUUGAUUGCAUCGAUUGUGGGAAAGCCUUCAGUGAUCACAUAGGACUCAAUCAGCACAGGAGGAUUCAUACUGGAGAGAAACCCUACAAAUGUGAUGUAUGUGACAAAUCCUUUAGAUAUGGCUCCUCCCUUACUGUGCAUCAAAGGAUUCAUACUGGAGAAAAACCAUAUGAGUGUGAUGUUUGCAGAAAAGCCUUCAGCCAUCACGCGUCACUCACUCAACAUCAGAGAGUACAUUCUGGAGAAAAACCUUUCAAAUGUAAAGAAUGCGGGAAAGCUUUCAGGCAGAACAUUCACCUUGCUAGUCAUCUGAGGAUCCAUACCGGAGAGAAACCCUUCGAAUGUGGGGAGUGCGGUAAAUCCUUCAGCAUCAGCUCUCAGCUGGCCACUCACCAGAGAAUUCAUACUGGAGAGAAGCCCUAUGAAUGUAAGGUUUGUAGUAAAGCCUUCACCCAGAAGGCUCACCUUGCACAGCACCAGAAAACUCACACAGGCGAGAAGCCGUACGAGUGUAAGGAAUGUGGGAAAGCCUUCAGCCAAACCACACACCUUAUUCAACACCAGAGGGUGCACACUGGAGAGAAACCCUAUAAGUGCAGCGAGUGUGGGAAGGCCUUUGGUGAUAACUCAUCCUGUUCUCAGCAUCAGAGGCUUCAUACUGGCCAAAGACCUUACGAAUGUAUCGAAUGUGGGAAGGCGUUCAAGACAAAGUCCUCGCUCAUUUGUCAUCGCAGAAGUCAUACUGGAGAGAAACCUUAUGAAUGUAGUGCCUGUGGCAAAGCCUUCAGCCAUCGUCAGUCCCUUAGUGUCCAUCAGAGAAUUCAUUCUGGAAAGAAACCUUAUGAAUGCAAAGAAUGUAGGAAAACCUUCAUCCAGAUCGGACACCUUAAUCAACAUAAGAGAGUCCACACUGGGGAGAGAUCCUAUAACUAUAAGAAAAGCAGGAAAGUCUUCAGGCAGACCGCACACCUUGCUCAUCAGAGAAUUCAUAGUGGGGAGCCUUCUGCACGCCCCUCUUUACCUUCCACAUCAAAUCCUGUGGAUCUCCUUCCCAGAUUUCUCUGGGGUCCAUCCUCGCUCCCAUCACCAUAGCCUCCAUCAGUUGAAAAACUGGUCCCUCUGGUCGGUCUUGUCCUUUAUGAGUGUGUUCGUCACACUGCAGUUGGAUUGAUUUUCGAUAAGUGUUAAUACAGUUCAUUCACUCCUUACGUAACAACUUGUGCUGAGAUCCUUUACACUGGUUAAUACGUAAGACGUGCCUAGCACAGUGCCUGGUCCAGACCAAGUGUUGAGUAAAACAUUACUUUGGGACAUUGAAGAGUUACCACAGUCAGCUCUGGAUAGAAAAGAUGCAUAGGAGGAGGCCAGGAGAAACCAGUUUAGAUCAGGAGCAAGAGUUUCAAGGGAGUCAGUGAGGUUCUGCCCAUGGUGGUUUAAAACUUGUUUCCGUAAUGUUGAGUUACAGCUGUCUUUCCAUGUCACCCGCAUACAGGUAAGGUGAUGUGACUAUUGGUGAGAGAAUUCAGCUUUACUCUACGUCUGACAAGUUUUAGGAAGUAUGUAGAGAACGUGGAUCAGUAGGCCUCUUGGAACAGAAGAACUGAAACAAUCGGAAAAAAAUGCAAGAUAUUCAUUUACAGAGUUAAAACUGCUGACAUAUCACUCAAGAAUUAGUUUGGAAAGAUUUGAUCUAUUUAAGAUCACCUGGGCAUAUGAACGAACUCUCGUCAACUUUUAAGGAACUGUCAACCUUGAGAUGAACUGGUCCAAAGCAGGUGUCAGUAAACUGACUCAGUGACCAAAGUCUCACUGAUUUUAUAUGGCCCAUGAUCUAAAUUUAAAAAAAAAAAAUUUUUUUUUAAAUGGUU